Messenger RNA from Daucus carota subsp. sativus, 2917 nucleotides. RefSeq names its product F-box protein At2g26850-like. The transcript is spliced from 5 exons. Gene Ontology annotation, molecular function: protein binding. The coding region runs from base 1587 to 2690 and encodes 367 amino acids. The record is from RefSeq and is a predicted model, not a curated record. NCBI's taxonomy places the organism in Eukaryota, Viridiplantae, Streptophyta, Magnoliopsida, Apiales, Apiaceae.
CGCAUGCGACCAACCUGAACCUUUCGGCUUGUCCGCAUGCAACUAACCUGAACCUGACAAUGGUACUGUCAUAUUAACGCGUCAUAGACUUGCAUGUGAGAAUAGUAUAAUAGAAAGGCUCGAAAAGAUCGCCAGAAAAAAAAAAGGGGGAGGAAGUGGGAACCUACGUAAGAUGGCGGCCCUUGAAUCAAGGAAGGGACACAGGAAUCUCAUUUAUCUUCGGUUCUGUUGCUUAGAAGUUACCAGAAGAGUACUAAAUAAUCUCAUUAUCUCUUUCUGCUUCAAUUCACGAAUCAAGAUGAUGUUAAGUUAAAGUAUUUUUGGGUUUGUUUAGUGUGUGCGGUGUACUCAUGCCCACAUGUUAAGCGCAUAAUUUUAUAUGUUUGGGAGAUUUUGUGCUCAUGCGCACAUGCUAAGCGCAUAAUUUUACAUGUUUGGAAGAUUUUGAUUGAUGUGGUUGUUGCAUUUGCAGGGGGUACACCAUUAUUAAAGAUACAACGGAUUUUCUAUGGUGUGCCCAUGGGCACACAAUAAGCACAAAAUUUGUUGAUUUUUCCUUGUUUUGAUUGGCUUAUACCCCUUUAAUAAUGAUGACCCCCCCUGCCUUCAUACCAACCACAUAAAUCAAAACACACCAAAUUUAUAAGUUUCCGUACUUAGCAUGUGCUCAUGGGCACACACUAGACAAACCCAAGAUACAAAAGACAAUCAAAAUCUCUUAAACUUAUAAAAUUUCGCGCUUAGCAUAUACCUAUGAAACUAGAAAAACCGAAGUACUUUCAUAGUAUUUUCUUACUGAUGUCUCGUUUUGUGUGUGGGUAACAGCGGAUAUAGUAUCAGAUACAAUGUUUAUCUUCUUGAUCAUCAACUCUGUCUGCUGUGACAUCACUGGUAACUAAAUAUAUGCUCCUUUAGAUUAAACACUGUUAACCGCUCCCAUCACCCUCUGUCAUCUUCUUGCUUUCUGAAUCACACUCGAAUCUUCUGGCCCAAAUCUAGUAUCGCAAAAACAUUCAUGUCAAGCUUCUAUCUUUUUCUACAACAAUACCACCUUAACCCGAUUUGUGAUUGCAACGCCGUAACCCUCUCUGAACCAAACAGCCCUUAGGAGUCGUUUGGUUCGCGGGUUUCUGGAAUGAGGUAUGGGGUUUGUCCAUUCCAAACCCAUACCUGGUGUUUGGUUGAGAAAAACAAAAUCUGAAACCCAUACCUUAAACCCCCAAGGUAUGGAUUUUUGAUACCCAAGUGUGGAGGUGGGUAUGAGAUGGAGGUAUGAGCUAUAUUCAUUUUUUAUUUUUUUCCCACUUUUUAAGUAAUGAAAUAUUAAUAUUUGAUACAAAAUUAAAUCAAUGAUGCAAAAAUAUAUGACAAUAAUAAUUUUAUUAAUAUUUUUAAUUAAUAUAUAUUAAUAACUUAUUUUUUUAUAAAAAUUGUAUAUAUUGAUUCCAGCACUUAACCAAACACAUGAUAUCAGAUAUGAUACCUCAAACCCAUACCAGCUUAACCCGAUUCCUCAUUCCAACCCCAUACCACUCCUCGAACCAAACGACCCCUUACAGAGUUCUCUUAUACCCUAAUAACUAAUUAUGGAAGAUUCUAAAAUCCUGCUGUCCCAGUUGUCCUAUUACCAGGUAGUUGAGGUUAUGGAAAGUGAGAUGGGAAAAAUUCUAGUGGCUUGGCUUUUUGGAGCACUGUUCUUAAUGUUCAUGUACUGUUUCAAAAGAAGUAGAGACAAUGCAUCUUUAGUGAGAUUUCCCAUGCUCUACAUGGAUGAGGUUGGCAAGGAGAACUAUUUGCUUGAUCUGCCUGACUUAGCCUUGGACUCCAUUCUUAUGAAGCUUUCACCAGCAAAUUUGAGCAGAAUGUCAAGGGUGAGUACUACUUUGAGGGGUAUGUGCACAAGUGACCAUUUAUGGGAGAGGCACUUGAAGAGGAAAUGGGGUGGACUCAUUGGAAAUCUUGCCUAUAAAGAGUGGCAAUGGAGCAUUGCUUCAAGAAAGCACCAGAUAACUAUAGAAUGUUCGAAGAAAGUUGGAUUGGUUGCCUCUUUUUGGUCUAAUAAGUCGGGUAACAGAGGUAUGCUUAGCAGCACCUUACCUGUUGAUUCAAUCAUGGCUUUGUAUCUGUCGCUUGAGACCGGCAAGUUCUGGUUCCCAGCUCAAGUCUUUAAUCGCGAGAAUGGCCAUGUCGGGUUUUUGCUGUCAUGUUAUGAUGCUGAGCUUAGCUACAAUCGUUUCUGGGGCAAUUUCAGAGCAAGGUUCUCAUCUGAAGGGAGACCGACAUUGGAGCCUAAUAUAGACUGGACUCGGCUGAGAGCGCCAGCAGUAGAAGCAGGGCCGCACACUCUUCAUCCCUCAGAUUGUUUAGAUUACUUAAAACCCGGGGAUCACAUUGAAAUUCAGUGGAAAAGAACAAGACACAUUCCUUAUGGUUGGUGGUAUGGUGUUGUUGGCCACUUAGAACCAGGGGAGAGGUGCAGAAUAUGCUGCGAGUGUCAUAGGAGUGAUAAGGUGGUACUGGAGUUCAACCAGUAUGACCCCGGGUCACGGUGGAGAGAAACAAUUAUACGGAGGAGUAAUCAUCGUGAAAUAGGCGAUGGAUUACAUGGAUUUUAUGGAGGAAUCAGAAAAUUAUACAACAAAUAUGAGAUAUCAAUGUGGCAGCAGCAGCGGCAACCAGAAGCCAUGUAAUCCUAGUGCAUGUACACGGCUUGUAUACAGUUUUAACGUUGUUGAACUUUUUCUAAAUAUCCACCAGUAAUGUAGUAUAUAAUAGAACUGAAUAGCAGCUUGUAAGAUAGUUUGAUAAGCUUGUGGCGUAUGUUAUUUUACUGUUACAGCUCUGUAAGAUAGGUUAUUAGAGAGUGUAAUAUAUAAAUUUGAUAGUGGUCAUGUUUUCCUUUUGCUAAAUGCUGCAU